AUGAUAUUUUCAACUUUAGAACAUAUAUUAACUCAUAUAUCUUUUUCAGUCGUGUCACUUGUAAUUACAAUUCAUUUGAUAACUUUAGUAGUUGAUGAAUUCGUCGAAUUAUAUGAUUCGUCAGAAAAAGGCAUGAUAACUUCUUUUUUCUGUAUAACAGGAUUAUUAGUUACUCGCUGGAUUUUUUUGGGGCAUUUACCAUUAAGUGAUUUAUAUGAAUCAUUAAUCUUUCUUUCAUGGGCUUUUUCCAUUAUUCAUAUGAUUCCGUAUUUUAAAAAACAUAAAAAUUAUUUAAGCGCAAUAACCGCCCCAAGCACAUUUUUAACCCAAGGGUUUGCUACUUCAGGUCUUUUAAUUAACACGCAUCAAUCCAAAAUAUUAGUGCCCGCUCUUCAAUCCCAGUGGUUAAUGAUGCACGUAAGUAUGAUUACUGGCUAUGCAGCUCUUUUGUGUGGAUCAUUAUUAUCAGUAGCAUUUCUAGUAAUCACAUUUGGAAAAAUCAUAAGAAUCCUUGAUAUUGAUAAAACCAAUAAUUUAUUAAAUGAUUCAUUCUUUAGUGAGAUACAAUAUAUGGCGGAAAGGGAGAGUCCUUUAAGAAAUAUUUCUUUUCUUUCUUCUAAGAAUUAUUACAUAUUUCAAUUGAUUCAACAAUUAGAUGAUUGGGGUUCUCGUAUUAUAAGUAUAGGGUUUAUCUUUUUAACCAUAGGUAUUCUUUCAGGAGCAGUCUGGGCUAAUGAAGCAUGGGGGUCAUAUUGGAAUUGGGAUCCCAAGGAAACUUGGGCAUUUAUUACGUGGACCAUAUUUGCAAUUUAUUUGCAUACCCGAACAAAUAAAAAUUUGGAGGGUUUAAAUUCCGCAAUUGUCGCUGCUAUGGGUUUUCUUAUAAUUUGGAUAUGCUAUUUUGGAGUUAAUUUAUUAGGAAUAGGCCUGCAUAGUUAUGGUUCGUUUACAUUAACAAUUAAUAUAUAAUUGAAUUGAAGAAAGGGUCUAACGAAUGCAACUUUAUAGGACAGCAAAGCAUAUAUACAAGAAGCUUCAGGUAAGCCGUUGAGAACUUUUUGAAUCAAGUAAUCUAAUGGUUCAAAAAGUUCUCACACAUCCCAAAAAUUAAGUUACAAUUCCGUUUUUUUUACUUUAAUUUAAGAGACGAAAAAAGAGAAAGAAGUUUUUAUCCU
Messenger RNA from Mercurialis annua (annual mercury), 1175 nucleotides. RefSeq names its product cytochrome c biogenesis protein CcsA-like. Lineage: Eukaryota; Viridiplantae; Streptophyta; Magnoliopsida; Malpighiales; Euphorbiaceae. Gene Ontology annotation, molecular function: heme binding. The record is from RefSeq and is a predicted model, not a curated record. Gene Ontology annotation, biological process: cytochrome complex assembly. Gene Ontology annotation, cellular component: plasma membrane.